CAAAAGAGUUCCACAAUAGGCCUGGCCUACCCCUAGAGAGUAGAGAGAGUGCAGAGUGUAGACUAAAAUAGUGUGUAAAACAUGGUCUCUCACUCUCAGGCUAACUCCUGACUUUCUAUUGUGUUAGUUAGCCAAGUGUAGGUUCUGUGCUAUCAACAGAAGAACAGUAAGUGCAAGGAAUCGGCGAAAUGUUUGAAAGAGCAAUUGAAGUGCAGCUUCGUGGAAAGUCUGUACGAAUUCCUCUAUGGUUGCUCCUGGCAGCUGGAGCUGGAGUAGCCUGGUUCACUUACAAUCAGAAAGUGAAAAAAAAAUCAGCACUGAUAUCAGAUGAAAACUCUACCUCUGUGUCUUCUGUUUCAAAGACGGUGCCUGAAACAGCUAAAACUGGUUCAAAGGAUAAACAGAAGCGAAAACUCACAAUUCUCUAUGGAUCUCAGACAGGAAAAGCGAAGGGUUUUGCUGAGAAACUGGGGGCUACAGUCAAGCAGCUGGGCUACGAUGCCACAGCGAUAGAUUUGAAGAAUUAUGACCAUGAAAACUUAUUUCAGGCUCAGGCGGAGGCUGGGUCCAUUUGUAUCGUAGUGAUCUCCACGUACACAGAGGGUCAGCCACCAGAGGGGACGGCGUGGUUCUACACCUGGCUACAGGACUUAGCCGAAGACUUUCGAGUGACCAAGGCAGCUUUGAAUGGGCUCAACUUUGCUGUUGUUGGACUAGGGAACUCUUUGUACUCUGAGCACUUUAAUUCUGUUGCAAAGAAUAUCGAUACCUGGUUGCACAGCCUGUCUGCGAACAGAAUUUGGCCAAUUUGUCUGGCUGAUGAGAAUGUGAUCAACAGUAAAAACAAAGGUCUACAAGAAGAUUUUGAUGCGUGGCUUGAGUCUGGUAUGAAAAACCUGCGGCGGGCUCUGAACGGUCGAAAGGUGACAGUCAAGUCAUGCGAGGACAGCUGCACAAAACAGUGUGCCUGUAAGACGAAGCCCGACGCUGUUGAUGACGCUAGUGGGGAACACAAGCACGGCAAAUGCAGCAGUGACGAGGAAAGUGGCCAUGAGGAUUCCGAGAUGCUUGACGACUCUGAAGAGGAAGAAUCGGCUGCAGAGAUGUCCAAACCCGAAGUGGUUGACUUGGAAGAUCUCGGAAACAUCAUGAGCAGGUCUAAGGCUUCAAAACUGACCAACGGAGAUGGUGGGGAUGGCCCGCGGGAAAUGAUCACACCUCUGUUGAGACAGUCCCUAGAGAAACAAGGCUACAAGCUGAUUGGCUCCCACUCGGGUGUGAAAUUGUGUCGCUGGACGAAGUCCAUGCUAAGAGGACGAGGGGGCUGUUACAAACAUACGUUCUAUGGCAUAGAGAGCCACAGAUGUAUGGAGACCACACCAAGCUUAGCGUGUGCAAACAAGUGUGUCUUUUGCUGGAGGCACCAUACAAACCCAGUUGGGACAGAGUGGAAGUGGAAAAUGGAUGACCCCCAGACCAUAUUUGAUUCUGCUGUAAAGAAUCACGUUGGGCUGAUCAAGCAGUUCAGAGGGGUGCCGGGCGUCAAACCCGAGAAAUUUGAGGAGGCGAUGACGGUCCAGCACUGUGCCCUCUCUCUGGUCGGCGAGCCCAUCAUGUACCCGGAGAUCAACACGUUUGUGGAACUUCUGCACAGCAAGCGAAUCUCUAGCUUCCUGGUCACCAAUGCUCAAUUCCCGGAACAGAUACGGGACCUGCUGCCUGUCACUCAGCUCUACGUCAGUGUUGAUGCCGCCACAAAGGAGAGUCUGAAAAAGAUUGACAGACCGUUAUUCAAGGACUUUUGGCAAAGGUUUUUGGAUAGCUUAACAUCUCUGCGGGACAAAGGGCAGAGAACUGUGUACAGACUGACCCUGGUCAAGGCAUUUAACACGGAGGAACUGGAUAACUACGCCAAACUUGUUUCUCUUGGAAAUCCAGAUUUCAUUGAAGUCAAGGGCGUGACGUACUGCGGCGAGUCGAAAGCUUCCAGCCUCACAAUGGAGAACGUGCCGUGGCAUGAAGAGGUGGUGCGGUUCGUCACCGAGCUGGCCGACCGGUUGCCGCUGUACGAGGUCGCUUCUGAGCAUGAACAUUCCAACUGUUUGCUCAUCGCUCAUAAAAAAUUCAAGCGUGGCUCGGACUGGUGGACAUGGAUUGACUACCCACGCUUCCACGAGCUCUGGCAGAAAUACAAAGACAGCGAGGGAAAGGCGACGUUUUCCUCUGAGGACUACAUGGCCAAAACCCCCAGCUGGGCCGUUUUCGGAGCCAGUGAGCAAGGGUUUGACCCAGACGAGACGAGAUUUUACCGCAAGAAGCAAGCCAAGUCAUAAGGCAGCCACAAGCAGAAUUUGAUAUUUGUGACCCGUUGGGUCCUGAUGUAUAACAGGCCAGCCACUAUUUUUUUGUAUGUGACAUGUUAGACAUUUAAAAGAUUUAUUGAAGGUGUUUUAGUGUUUACAGUAGUCUCUGCCUAAACCCAUGCCACACAAAAGCACGCUUUGCUCAAACGCACACUUUCGUCAUCUGAUGGGUUUUUUACUACAUAAUUUAGAUGUACAAACGCACGGACACUCCCUCUAAACGUACCCUCGGAUCCGAGAAACAUGCCAACAGGUUAAGCUGAACAAAGGGUGAGACUGCCCCUCACGCCGAACAAAGUGCGAGUGAUGGACAGCGUUUUCACACCAAACUUUCCACAGACACAUAGGUCUAGGACUGGUCAGUGGAAUGUUGGGAGUUAGGGGACUGAAAUAUUAUUUGAUUAAUCACUGGAAAUGCAUCUUUAAGAAGAGAAGGUUUCUGACUGGUGUUUGGGUGACUGCAUGUAAUUUUUAGUUAGACCUAGGCCUAUGAUGCGCAACACGCGUAAAUGCUUAUCCAUGAAUUUACGGUCGGGCUGGUCGCUUGGAAAACCACGUGGCUGGGCCGUCGUCUCUAUAUCAUUACAUUGAGUCUGUAUUUCUUAAACCCCCCCCCCACAUACACACACCCAUUCAAGGCCUUUGUAUUCUUAACCGCAGUCGCCGAGUCUUUUACAAAACCGUCACAUGUCGUCCCAUUAUCGACCCAAAGUGACCCCCACCCCAAAGGGAGGUCACUAGAAUAUAAAGGCAAUGAGAUGACUGCGUCCCUUCCUCCCUUUGCAAAGGUUCAUGUAAAUGCAUGCUCCGUAUAAACACACGCUAAGGGGCCUUCCUGAGCACCGUGCGUUUAGGCGGAGACUACUGUACUUAGUUAGGUUCCUACUUAUACUUUUUCACCAGAAAAAUAGAAAUUAUGUGGGAGUGUAUGAUAUUUAAUAACAGUAAGUUGUCAAGAAAUAUAAAAGAAAAGUUCUUAUAAUUUUCAAUUUUCAUCCUUUGGACUUCAGAAAUAUUAUUUCACAGAUUCUACCGGACUUCUUAAAAUGCUGAAUGAUUUGCUUUAAUAUAUUACCAGGUAAGGUAUUUCUCCAUUAACUCACUCACCGCCAUUGCCGCACCUGUUUCGGUCAAUAGGUGAUGCCCGCUGACCACUGCUACUGUACCCCUGUCGGUCGCAUAUUUUCCUCUUUAUUUCUACUAAUUACCGACACAGAUGCUGCAACGGCAUGGCCCAGUUACUAGAGUAACAUCCCUUUGACCACUCAGAGCAGUUUCACUUUAUUAAAAUGAUUUCCCUCUAAGUUCUGCCUAUUUUUGGAAAGGGAGUUCCCUUUGUUCUAUUUCUGGGUUUUGUUUGGAAAGUCGGGGUGCUGAAGUCGAACAAACGCUAACGUGAUGCUCAUGCCGAUGUGAACUGAAAAUGGCUUGUAAUUUUAGAGAUUCCAUAUGUUUCAAUGACCUCAGAUUCAGAUGAUGAAGUGCAAAAUAACGGUAGUGAUGGUAGUUUGAGAUGAGAGAAAGAGAUAGAUCACCUGUCGGCAGUAGUAGGCUAAUACUAAUACUAGUACUAUAACUAGAGUCUAGUACGACGACUAAUGAUUCAAGCGGUGACGCUUGAAAUAGUAUAGCCGAAGUCAUAAAAAACUUAUCAAUUUAGUUUUCUUUUGUUUCUUUAUACAUUUUUGUGCAUAUUUUAGGACAGAAACAGCAACUCUCUCUCAAAAACAGCAAAAAUAUUGUACUUGCUAGUGUGGCCCCCAAAAAAGUUUUAGUCCCCAAAAUUUGUCGUUUUUUUUUUAAAAGCUAUGAAACAUGAAUAAAAUAACAUAGAGUCAAAAUUCUUUCUGUUCUGUUAAGUUCAACAUCGCCUACUGAAACUUGCCAAUUUUCAUAAAUCUAACAUAAAUAGGUUUGGAGAAACUGGAUUUUGAUAAAGGUAAAAAAAAAGCUGGCAGGCAGCGGCUUGACUUGGAGUUAAGGCGCCGGCAGCGAGUGAGUUAUAAUGGACAGGAUCAAAAGUGUUUGUUGAUAUCUUGCUCUUGCAUGAUGCAGGAACAUUUCUAGACUUGUCAGAUGUGUGAGUUAUUGUGAUUUCUAGUUGAAUAGGAAGAACUUUGUUGUGCAAACAUGUUGUUGACUUUUGACUUUCAUCAUGUUGCUCCUCUUUGGCUGAGUUUACUUGACAGAAAAGUAAGAGAAUCAUUUCUCCUUUCAUGAUUUGAACUGCCUUCUAAGUUGUAAAUGUAGUUCUUUUUCAGGCUUAAGACUGUUAUGUGGUGGUGGAAAUACUCUUUUUCUUUUUAAAUUGUUGUGCAAGAACAAUUACAGAACUGUACUCUAACUUCCCAUGACAAAACGGAGGGAAUCAGUCUUGGCUAGAGACAGUGUAGUUGUAGCGUUAUAUUUAGGAGGGGGUGGGGGGGGGGAGUGCUGUGCUCAUGAUGAUGAGUUUGAGUUUGGUGUUGGUUAGAAUUACAUUUUGGCAUGAGUGCGUGGUGUUUUGGGUGGAAUUAGACAAAGAGAGCUGUUGUGGUAGAAGAAUUGCAUAAUGUACUAACAAAUAGAGUGGAGUUCACCUAUACUGAACUUACUGGGACCAGACGUCUUUUGUUAUUUUUAAUAAUUUAUUAUUAUUACUAUUUUUUUGGAAAGAAAAAAAUUGAAUUGCGAACUGAGAUUUAUAAAUGUGCAGUUAAAGGGGGGUUUCAUUUUACUCCAGUUUUCUAUUAAGUGGACUCCACUUUGUUGUGGUGAAACUCCUUGUGUUGAAGAGAGCUGUGAGGUGAUUUUUAGCUCUGCAAUUCAGAGACUGUUGAUGUGAAGAAUAAAGCUGUUCAAAAGUAAA
Molecule: messenger RNA, 5211 nt
Organism: Aplysia californica (California sea hare)
Lineage: Eukaryota; Metazoa; Mollusca; Gastropoda; Aplysiida; Aplysiidae
Product: S-adenosyl-L-methionine-dependent tRNA 4-demethylwyosine synthase TYW1
Exons: 16
Coding region: 189-2333 (714 amino acids)
Biological process (GO): wybutosine biosynthetic process
Molecular function (GO): 4 iron, 4 sulfur cluster binding; catalytic activity; FMN binding
Source: RefSeq, a predicted model, not a curated record